AAGAGGUGAACUUUAUACUUAUUUAAAAGUUAUAAUAUAUUCAAAUAAAAUACAUUCUUAUUUUAGAUGACGGUGCAGGCAGGGAUGGCGUUCCAGGUGUAAGUGGACCAAGUACUGGUACUCCCGGCAGUCCCACUGCGGCUGCAGGUCCGUCCGGCGCUGACGGUGCUACAGCAGGUCCCACAGGCGAUGGUUCUGCAGUCGGUGGCGGAAUAACUGGCGGUGGUACCAGAGGCAUUACAGAUGCAACUGGCAAAGUCCAUGGUGUUGGUGGUGGUGGUAGCCCGGGUAGACUACAAAUGCAAAGUGGUGCCAGUCCUAGUGGUGGUGGGGGAAAAGGACGUAAAGGAAAAAUUUCCGAUGCUCCUGGAGACGAUGCUUUCCAACAAUUCAUCGACGUUAAUGCCACUACAAUGAUGUCAAAUAUAAAGGCUGGCAGUGCGCUGGAGAAGGAACUGCGCGGCAUACUGAAUGCUUUCAUGAUGGAGUGUGGAUUCUGUUUCUGUAAAAGUCUUGUGCCGAAGAGCAAAUUUUAUGCCCUCUGUCACAAGCUAUUGCACAGCGGCAUACAAUGUAUGGCUUUCCGCGAGUUGGCAUAUAUGCAUCGAAAAGUAUUCAUGGCCGCUGACAAGUUGCAUCCAGGCUGUCUACUAAAUAUGAUACUCACCGAGCAAGGUUUCAAGGAUGGCGAGCGUCUCAAGUGUUGCCAUUGCAAAAACGCGCUCUGCUGCAGCAAUUCAGCGGAAAUGCUCAAAGAAAAAGUGUACAAGUUGGAGCGGGACAUUGAGAUGGCCAAGGAACAUCUGGACAGCUUGAGGGUGCAGACACGAUCGCCUAAGAGUCCAUGUACAACACGCGGAAAGACAUACCGGCAAAUGGAAGACAGCUAUUCAGAAGCUGUUGAAGAGUAA
This is a messenger RNA of Rhagoletis pomonella (apple maggot), 911 nucleotides long. RefSeq lists its product as uncharacterized. NCBI's taxonomy places the organism in Eukaryota, Metazoa, Arthropoda, Insecta, Diptera, Tephritidae. The record is from RefSeq and is a predicted model, not a curated record. Bases 300 to 911 code for a protein of 203 amino acids. The transcript is spliced from 2 exons.